UAAUUCCAAUAAAUUCCAGACAUUAAUUUUCCGGAUAUAUUUUUCCAAAACCUCUAUCACAGUUUCAAACAUUAUAUACUUAUCUAAUCAUGACAUGCAACCAAGAUAUGAAUAAAAAUCUAUAUAAUAAUAUUUCCCUAAACUUUGAAUGAAUUCUGUUUUGACGAGAUAUUCCGAUGACGAAGCUUAUUGCAGUGCUAAUACAACACCUAAUGACGACAGAUCGCCUCAAAAUUCCCCCAACGAAUCCUUACGUUCUUCCCUGACGCCCAAGUCAAAACCUUCUCGUCACUUCCAAUUAUUCGCCGACGCAGUUCCCAUUCCUAAUUAUAAAAAUGGCUUAGCCAAUAAUAAAACGGGUUUCAACAACAAGAGUAUAUUAUUCAUCAAGCGGGAGGAAAAUGAAGAGAGUCACUGUAACGAAAACAUCAGCAACGCAAACUCUAUAUUGGACGACACCUGCUUGGACAAUAUUCAAGAUUACCUCUUCAACAAUUCUCCCAACUCGCCAACUAAUAGCUGCUCCCCCUUGGACUGCACCAUGAAUUCAAAUAACAACCAUUCACUCCAUUAACACCAAGAGUAUAAUAGUCAAACCCGGUGAUUACCCUACCCUCAACUUUGACUUCAUUCAAACUAAUAGCAACUAUCAUAAUAUCACAAAUUCUAAUAUCGAUGUUCGCCUCGAUAACUCGCUUUUAUCUAUCAACAGUAUUCGAUGCUUUAACUCGUUUCGUAAAAAGGAAAAUGAUAACGAUAAUAACAAUGAAAAUUAUUGUUGCGACGACAUCGUUAAAGAUCUUAGGAGCCUGGACUACGACUCGGUAGUUGAUUGCCUCCGGGACACAACCUCUUCCCGCCUUCAAAACGCGCUUCUCAAAAAUAAUAAAUUACUCGCUUCCACCAAUAGUAACUUGAACGAUGAUGAUGACGACGAUAUAGACAUAGACGAUCUGAACGAUUUAAAUCGAAUUGAUGAGAGAGACCAGGAGAUGAAUUUGGCCGGUGAACUCGACGAAGAGAUGAGGAGGAGGAGAACCCUUGAACCGGAAGACGAUGAUUUAAGGAGUGAAAUCAUGGAGCGAGAAUUGAUCCAGCCCGACAGUAGCACGCAUCAUAUUCAUAACUCUUCCAACUUUUACGCCCGCAAUUCUAAUAACAAUAAUAAAAUUGUGAGCGCUAAUAGUGGACGAAGUCAUACGGUCGCAAACGCCUAUAACGUGAAUGGCUUAAUUAAAACGAACCACGACAACAUCGAAAAUUCGGUCAUCCGCAAUAAUACCACCGAUAAUAUCGCAGUAAGUACCUUGAAUAACCGCGAGACCUCAACCAAUAACAAUCAUAACUUAUGUUUGGUAUGUGGGGACGUGUCCUCGGGUUUCCAUUACGGAGUGGCAUCUUGCGAGGCCUGCAAGGCAUUUUUUAAGCGAACUAUCCAAGGAAAUAUUGAGUACAGAUGUUUGCUAAACGAGAGCUGCGAGAUAUCCAAACGGAGGCGGAAGGCGUGUCAAGCUUGCCGACUGCAAAAGUGUUUUAACGUUGGCAUGCUCAGAGAAGGCGUACGUUUGGACCGGGUACGAGGUGGGAGACAAAAAUACGCCAGAGGAUUUCCCAAUGUAUACAAUUCAUCGUUCACUUAUAAAAAGAAUUUUCAAGAAGAACAAAAUCUCAUAAACUAUCUCAAAAACAUUCAACCACAAAACUUAUACGACAGCAACGAAGCUCAAAUACUCACUGAUAGGGAAAUUAAAUCUCAUUACAAUCACCUGGACGUUAUAAGCGCCCUAGCUGACAUUGAAUUAGUCGCCAUGGUCACAUGGGCGAAACAACUACCAGACUUUUCCAAGCUUUCUCUCAAUGAUCAAAUCCUUCUUUUUCAUUACUCCUGGAAUGAGAUGCUUCUGUUAAGUUUUAUCCAUAGAUCCUUGCCUUACAGCGGGCGACUUCAUUUCUCUCCUACCUAUUCCAUAAGCAAAUCCGAGUGGAGUCAAACUCCUAUGCAAGAGUUAAUGCACGCCAUUAGUGAAGUUGUCAAAAUCUUUGAGAUUAAUCUCUGCAAACUGAGCGUAGAAGAAUUUUUACUGCUCAAAGCAUUACUUGUCUGUAAUACAGAGGGGUUGAGCAAGAUACAGGGUAUCUCUAACAUUUCCAAGUUGAGAAAAAAUUUGCUGGACUGCUUGAAUCACGUGACACUCAUCACAAAGUGUUCCGAUCCAUAUAGAAUUAGUAAAAUUUUACUCUGUCUACCUUACCUACGACAAUUGGACAUCGAAUCUCGAAAUUUUUGGAACAAAAUCAAGAAAGAAGGAAAGGUUUGUCUCAGAAAAUUAUUCGUCGAAAUGCUAGAAGCAUUUUAGAUUCCACAAAGCAUAUUAUGAACAAAUAAUGGCAAUUAUAUUCUUUUAUUAUUAUUUAUGGAAAAAAUUUAAGCACAAUAUAUAGUCAAUUUUUUUUAUUAAAAGCAUAUUUUGAAGAAAAACAAAUACCGCACUAUGUAAAACCCCGUUGAUACUCAUUUGUAAAUUUUUUUUAUUCUCGUUAUUAUCUAAUACUCUCUUAUGUAGGGAACAUCCAUAAUAAUGUUUUUUUUAUCAUUCAAUUAAUUAUCUAUAUAUUCUACCUAGUAAGAAUUUCUUUGAUUUUAAAACUGACUUCUUCUUUGUGCAAUUUAUCUAUAAUGAUAAUGUUAGAAAAAUAUUACCUACAUUAAUCGAAUUCCUUAAGUUUUAAUAAUAAU
Messenger RNA from Gordionus sp. m RMFG-2023, 2737 nucleotides. Its product is annotated as steroid hormone receptor ERR2-like. NCBI's taxonomy places the organism in Eukaryota, Metazoa, Nematomorpha, Gordioida, Chordodea, Parachordodidae. The record is from RefSeq and is a predicted model, not a curated record. Gene Ontology annotation, molecular function: nuclear receptor activity; estrogen response element binding; zinc ion binding. Gene Ontology annotation, biological process: regulation of transcription by RNA polymerase II. The transcript is spliced from 8 exons. The coding region runs from base 993 to 2357 and encodes 454 amino acids. Gene Ontology annotation, cellular component: chromatin; nucleus.